UCAUGGUGAAGGAAGGAGAGAUGCGGCUGGACACAUCUCAACUCCUGACAAACAUGAGACGCAUGAAGAUGAUUGUUUUUGUUUUAGUAAGUCAUCUUUAGAUUCACCUUAUCACCAGGCUGAAGAAAACAUCCAAAGGUGCCACUAAGUGGGGACCUUUUUUCCCUCUUUCAUGUGCUCGUGUCCAUGUCGUCAGAUUUGUAAAUCAGCAGAGGAGCCGCGCGUUAUUGAUGGACUCUCGUGUAAUUAGGCGGCUGAAUGGGAAUUUAUGCCAACAUUUAAGUAUCCUAGAAAGCGCACACGGUCAGGAUGGAGUCAAUCAACGCCAGCGGGAUGGACGCAUUCACAGUGAUCCAUCUAAAUUCCUCCUGGAGCUUGGAUCAUGGAUAUUCUUUAGCAGCAAUAGCUGGCAUUGCUGCUCUUGUAAGUUUUCUAAUUGUUUUUACCGUUGUUGGAAAUAUUUUGGUGGUUAUUGCUGUGUUAACGAGCAGGGCGCUGAAAGCUCCACAGAACCUUUUUCUGGUGUCUCUGGCCACCGCGGACAUCCUGGUCGCGACAUUGGUGAUGCCGUUUUCUCUAGCAAAUGAACUUAUGGGCUACUGGUAUUUUGGAAAAGUUUGGUGCGGCAUAUAUCUAGCUUUGGAUGUUUUGUUCUGCACUUCUUCUAUCGUACACCUGUGCGCAAUAAGCUUGGAUCGAUAUUGGUCUGUUACGCAGGCUGUAGAGUACAACCUGAAGAGGACUCCAAAGCGCAUCAAGUGCAUCAUCCUUCUUGUGUGGCUUAUAUCGGCAUUCAUCUCCUCUCCGCCUCUCAUUUCUAUUGACAGAAACAAUGAUAUCAGCUUCCAGCCUCAGUGUGAACUGAAUGAUGAAACUUGGUACAUUCUCUCCUCAAGCAUUGCCUCCUUCUUUGCACCCUGCUUAAUUAUGAUCCUGGUGUACAUCAGAAUAUACCAGGUGGCCAAAACUAGAACCAGAACCAUGUCGGGAAAAAAUCCCAGACCAGAUGGUGUAACACAAACAGAGAAUGGACUGAGCAAACCGUCCUCCCCUUUCCACGGCGAGAAAGAGAAUGGCCACUGUCAAUGCCCGCCUACGCCCAGUCAGCGCACAGUCACCAUAGGCCAACAGACUGAGGAGGCUGACAUGGAGGAGAGCUCAUCCUCAGAGGGCAAAGAUCACAAAUCCCAGCGCCAGGACUCCCAAAGAGCCAAAAAGCUCAGCCAAAAGAAAAGCUCCCUUUCCAAGCACUCUGCUCGCAUCACCAGAGUCAGUAACAAGUCCAUGGACCUCUUUGCCUCCAGGAGGAAACGUCGUCGGAGUUCUUUAGCCAGAAAAAAAGUAUCUCAGGCAAGAGAAAAGAGGUUUACAUUUGUCCUGGCUGUGGUCAUGGGGGUGUUUGUCGUAUGCUGGUUCCCCUUUUUUUUCAGCUACAGUCUGUACGGAGUCUGCAGGGAUUCCUGUAAAAUCCCCGACCCACUCUUCAAAUUUUUUUUCUGGAUUGGCUACUGUAACAGCUCUCUUAACCCAGCAAUUUACACCAUUUUCAACCGGGACUUCAGACAUGCCUUUCAGAAGAUCCUCUGUAAGUCAUGGAAAAAGUCCUUUUAGAUGGGAAGCAGAGAUGCUGCAUUACUGUGACAAACUCAAAGGAAAUAUCAAAGUGAAUAGUAUUUGUUACGCCACUAAUGUCUCAUUGUCCCGUCGUAUGUCAGUCAUGG
Molecule: messenger RNA, 1721 nt
Organism: Melanotaenia boesemani (Boeseman's rainbowfish)
Lineage: Eukaryota; Metazoa; Chordata; Actinopteri; Atheriniformes; Melanotaeniidae
Product: alpha-2 adrenergic receptor
Exons: 1
Coding region: 310-1611 (433 amino acids)
Biological process (GO): regulation of vasoconstriction; adenylate cyclase-activating adrenergic receptor signaling pathway; platelet activation
Cellular component (GO): membrane
Molecular function (GO): alpha2-adrenergic receptor activity
Source: RefSeq, a predicted model, not a curated record